This is a messenger RNA of Arvicanthis niloticus (Nile rat), 2266 nucleotides long. Lineage: Eukaryota; Metazoa; Chordata; Mammalia; Rodentia; Muridae. The record is from RefSeq and is a predicted model, not a curated record.
CCGGUCGAGGGGCGGUGCGGCAGCUGUGGCUGACGAGAGCCGGAGAAGGCGGUGGGUGGAGGUGGCGGUUGCAACGCGGGCGCCUGAGGAGAAGGAGGAGGAGGAGAAGCGGAUAAGCAGGUUCCGGGCCCCACAGACAUCCCAUGCAGCCUCUGAGUGGCACGUCCAUGUGCCCUGUUUUGUGCCAGAAACAGUAUGGUUUUUAGAGCACCAUGGGGCCUGAUCGAGUGACAGCCCGAGAACUGUGCGAGAAUGAUGACCUGGCCACCAGCCUUGUUCUUGAUCCCUACCUCGGUUUCCGCACCCAUAAGAUGAAUGUCAGCCCUGUGCCCACCCUGCGGCGACAACACCACCUUCGCUCAGCACUGGAAGCCUUCCUACAGCAACGGGACCUGGAGGCUGCGUUCCGGGCCCUGACACUGGGAGGCUGGAUGGCCCACUACUUCCAGAACCGCGCCCCUCGUCAGAAGGCUGCCCUCAAGACCCACAUUUUUUGCUACCUCCGAGCCUUCCUGCCUGAGAGUGGCUUCACCAUUCUGCCCUGCACCCGCUACUCCAUGGAGACCAAUGGAGCCAAGAUUGUGUCUACCCGUGCUUGGAAGAAGAAUGAGAAGCUGGAGCUGCUGGUGGGCUGCAUUGCAGAGCUGCGUGAAGAGGAUGAACACCUGCUCAGGGCCGGCGAGAAUGACUUCAGCAUCAUGUACUCCACCCGAAAAAGGAGUACCCAGCUCUGGCUUGGCCCGGCUGCCUUCAUCAACCAUGACUGCAAGCCCAACUGCAAGUUUGUGCCCUCAGAUGGAAAUACUGCCUGUGUGAAGGUGCUACGGGAUAUUGAGCCGGGGGAUGAAGUGACUUGCUUCUACGGUGAGGGCUUCUUCGGUGAGAAGAAUGAGCACUGUGAAUGCUAUACCUGUGAGAGGAAAGGCGAGGGAGCUUUCAGACUUCAGCCCAGGGAGCCUGAGCUUCGGCCACAGCCCCUGGACAAGUAUGAGCUCCGAGAGACCAAGAGGCGCCUGCAGCGGGGCUUGGACAUCAGCCAGCAGAGCCUGAUGAGCCCGCGGGCCUGCUCCCACCUGUCCCCACUGCGCCCUGACCCAUUCUGUGCUGCCUGCCAGCCCCCAUGCCUGCUGCCUGUUAGCCCCAACUUGGACUACUUGCCCCUCUGGCUACAGUGGGUGCCUCAGCCCCAGCCUAGAGUACGUCCCAGGAAGCGCCGCCGUCGCGGACGCCGCCGUCGCCCCAGGAUCCGACAGGCUUCAUUGCCCCCUAUCCUCCACACUGCCUGUGUCUCCCUACACCGAUGGGGAGGCUGUGGUCCCCACUGCCAACUACGGGCUGAAGCCAAGGUGACCCUACCCCUGCUCCCCCAGACUCGCUGGACCCCACAACAGGACUGGUACUGGGCCCGGCGCUAUAGGCUACCUUCUGUGCUGCGUGUGAAACUGAGCCGCCUAUCCCCAGCCCUGCCAGCUGCUCCUGCCCCUGCUGGGAGCCCAGACCCUGUCCCCAUCCCUAACCUCGUCACUAAGCAGGCCCUUGCCUUUGCUCCUUUCUGUCCACCUAAGCGCCUCCGGCUAGUGGUCAGUCAUGGUUCCAUUGAUCUGGACAUCGACAGUGGUGAGCCAUGAUGGGCUGCUUCCGAGGAGCCCGGAAUGGAGUGCAGAGCCUCUGUCUUGAACCCCUCCAGAAGGGAAGGAAGGAGCUGACCCUUAACCCAGUCUGAUGCUGGGAGUGUGUUGUUUGGGACAUCCCCAAAAAGUUGAUCCGUGUUGCUCUAUGGCUGCUGACCCCUGAGCCAGCCCCAACCCAGCAGAGACCCCUCGUCAUUUGAUGUCCCUGCCCCCACCUCAGGACUGUAGGAGUCAUCCCCCUCCCAUCAGCCUCUUCCUCCCCAGGGAGCAAAGCCAUAAGGGGGUGGGGGCCACUCCAUGGCGACGACUCUCCAGAAGGCCAGUCCUCAGGAGGUGGAAUUGACUUGGGGGUUUGCCUUCUUCGAGCUGCUCCCACAGUGGGGAGUGAGUUGGCUCUCAGCUCUUCAGUUGAUGGCGGUAGGGGUGGUCAGAUGGGGUGGGUGGUACCCUGGGGCACAUCCUUGGCUCUGCCCCAUGGGUCUCAGGGAGGCCAGGUGUGACCUCAUCUUUUUCACGGUGCUAUCCCUGGUGCUACUGGCGUGUAGGGGAGGCUCCCUCUCCUCCCCACACCAGAAUGGGAUAUGAUGGGGGAUUGGAAGAACUUGAACUUUUUAUUAAAACAUUUUAAGCCCUUA